Messenger RNA from Tetrahymena thermophila SB210, 4101 nucleotides. Its product is annotated as E1-E2 ATPase family protein. The record is from RefSeq and is a predicted model, not a curated record. Gene Ontology annotation, cellular component: membrane. Gene Ontology annotation, molecular function: ATP hydrolysis activity; P-type transmembrane transporter activity; ATP binding. NCBI's taxonomy places the organism in Eukaryota, Ciliophora, Oligohymenophorea, Hymenostomatida, Tetrahymenidae. The transcript has 13 exons.
AUGCUAUCACCAUCAAGCAAUUCAACUUCUUUAACGCAAAAAUUAAUAGAGAAAUAGCCUUUUGAAAAUUCAGUGAAAGGAAUCUUGGGAUAAAAUGUGAAAUUCGUACUUCCUGAAGAUAUCUAAGAAGAGGGUAUCAUAAAAGAAAUUUAGGCUUAUAGGAUAUAAAAGUUUAAGCUGAUAUUUUCUUAUUUUCUUUUUUUUAUCACGGGAGGCUUACUUUAUCUUUUCACUCGCUGGAGUAUAAAUUUAAAGAUAAGACUUUAAAUGGUUUAAUGUAAAUCUUCUGAGGCUCAAUUUAUGAAGAUUAUUUCUGCAGAUAACACAAUUUCUUUAGUAUAGACUGAAAAUAGGACUAUGGCUUUUCAAGAUCAACCAGAGUAAAGCUAUUUAAUUUUUAGCUUCAGACUGUACACAUAUUUCUACAUUCAAAAUUCAAACUGCUUUUAUCCAAUAUAAUUUGCUCUUAGUCUUUUGACUAACAAUUAAAUAUAUGAAAAAUAUGGACGUGGUGUGCCAAGUGAAGAAAAUCUAAAAUAAUAGGUCUCCAUUUAUGGAUUAAACAACACUGAAAUCCCAGAUAAAUCCACAGUUAAAAUAUUGAUAGAUGAAGUUCUCUCUCCUUUCUAUAUCUUUUAAAUUUUUAGUGUAACCCUUUGGAUGCUUGAGCCAUAUUAUUAUUAUGCUUCUGUUAUUUUCUUCACAUCUUUACUUUCUGCUGUUGUUAGUUUAUUAGAAACUAAAAAUAAUUACAAGAAACUAAAGCAAAUGAGUUUCUUCGAAACUCCUGUCUUUGUGUUCAGAGAAGCUGCAGAAUAUAUUGAACCUUAUGAAGGACAAUUUAAAAUUGAAAGAGAUAUCAUAAAGGUAAAAAAGUAGAUAAGCUCUUUGGAGUUAGUUCCAGGUGAUAUAAUUGAAAUACCAGAUGGGUAAAUUCUUCCUUGUGAUGUAAUACUUUUGAAUGGCUCUUGCGUUAUGAAUGAAUCUAUGCUAACUGGUGAAUCUAUUCCUAUUAUAAAAUCUUCUUUGCCAUUUAACAAUAAUAAGUAUCAUCCAAACGAAGAUGGUAAACAAUCAACAUUAUUCGCUGGUACUAAAUGCAUAGAAACAAGAUAUCAUCUUAAGGGAUAAGUUCCCAUACUUGGAUUAGUUAGCUAGACUAGUUUUAAUACUAUGAAAGGCUAACUUGUUAGAUCGAUUUUAUACCCAAAGUAAAAUUCAUUCUCAUUUUAUGUAGAUUCUUUGAAAUUUGUAGCUGUCCUUGCUUUAAUUUCCUUAUUUGGAUUCUUCUUUUCUCUACCAUUUAUGAUUAGAGGAUACCAUAAUGGUUACUUAGAUGUUAGAGAUUUAGUUCUAAACAGCUUAGAUUUAAUAACAAUCACUGUCCCUCCUGCAUUACCUACUUGUCUCUCUAUAGGUAUUUCUUUUGCAAUGUCUAGAUUAAGAAAGAAGCAAAUAUUUUGUAUCUCUCCUCCAAAGGUGAAUAUUUGUGGUAAAGUAACUAUUAUGUGCUUUGAUAAAACAGGUACUCUGACUGAAGAAGGAUUAGACAUGUAUGGAUUAAGACCUGUAUUAUAUUCAGAUCCUAAAAACAUAAAAUUUGCUAAAUUGCAAGAAUAAACUGUUAAACUAGGCAGUUCUAAGUUAAUAAAAAUGAAUGGUAACCCAGAGCAAUUAAAUUUAUAUGGAGAAGGAAACCCCUACACUUACUUAGGAGAUCCAGAAGUAGUUUUAAAAGAAUGCAUGGCUAGUUGUCAUGGUUUAACAAGAAUUAAUGGGGAGUUAAUAGGAGAUCCUUUAGAAGUUAAAAUGUUUGAAGCAACUUAAUGGGAAUUGAUUGAAAAUAAUUUAGAUAAAUUCAGUGAAGUUGUCAUGGCUGUAGUUUAGUAAGUUUAAAGCUAAUCUGACCAAUAAAGUUAAACUGAAAAAAGCCUGAUUUAUAGUAGUUAGUUCAGCUAACAAAUAGGAAUUAUAAAAAGAUUUGAAUUUUCGUCUAAGCUAUAGAGAAUGAGUACAAUUGUUAAAAGGUUUUUAGCAUAAAACGAGUUCUAUAGACUUUAUGUCAAAGGUUCACCUGAAAAAAUAUUUGAAUUAUGCAAGCCUGAAACUAUUCCUUAAAACUUCCACGAAGUUCUUGACUUUUACGCCAGAAAAGGGUUUAGAGUUCUUGCUUUUGGUAUUAAAAUUUUGAACAUGGACAAAUAAUAAAUAUAAAAAGUUGAGAGAGAUGAAGUUGAAAAUGAAUUAACAUUUGCAGGAUUGCUGAUUAUGGAGAAUAAAUUAAAGCCUAUUACUACAGACAUUAUUUAAGAACUUCAAUCUGCCAACAUACGUACUAUUAUGGUUACAGGCGAUAAUGCCUUAACAGCUAUUAGUGUAGGUAGAUAAUGUAAGAUUAUUGAUGAAAAUAAAAGAGUUUACUUUGGUGAUAUAAGUGAUGAUCCCAAGUAAUACAAUAGAAUAGUUUGGAAAGAUUUUGAAAACGGAAACAAAAUUUUAAAUGAAGACAAUUUAGAGCCCGUUGGUGGAGUAGUUAAAUACUAAGAAGAUAAUGUUCCAGAAAUAGAGGAAGAAAAGAAAAUAUUUGAAUAGGCUUAGUUUUUAGAAGAAGAAGAUAGAAGAAUAUCAAAAUUUCACAGAAAGAGGAGUUCUUAAAGCAAAAAAUCAAUUAUUUAAAUGAAUUCGAUUAUAAUCCCGGCUAACAAAAAAUCUUACAGAGAAAGAGCAAAAACUAUUUCAAUGAUAUAACAAGAUGAAACUUUGUAAAAACAUGGAAUGGAAUCUUUAAUCGAAGACAAGAAAAGCAUUUUUGAAAAUUCUCGUAAUCUUUCACAUGUAAAAUCAACAGGAGAUAAAAAAUAUAUUGAAGAAGAAGACAUUAUGUUUUCAGAUAAAGAAAUUAAUGAAUAAGAAGAGGAAGAAAUUGCUGCUUUAAAUGAUGAAGAUUAUUUACCAUGGAAAGAAAGCAAUGAAAGCUAUACUCUUGCUAUAACAGGAAGAGCUUUCUCUAAAAUUAUUCAUGAAUCUACUUAGACAUCUGAAAAAGCUUAGCUUUUAAGAACAAUGUUGCUUAAGACUUAAAUUUUUGCUAGAAUGAGACCAGAAGAAAAGGCUUUAUUACUAUAAUAAUUGUAAGACUUACCUUGGAAACCUACAUGCGGAAUGUGUGGUGAUGGCGCUAAUGAUUGUGGUGCUUUGAAAACUGCAGAUGUUGGUAUUUCUUUGUCUGAAGCAGAAGCAUCUAUAGCUGCUCCUUUUACCUCAAAGAUAUAGGAUAUUUCAUGUGUAGUAGAACUGCUUAAAGAGGGUAGAGCUGCUCUAGUCACUAGUUUUUCUUGCUUUAAAUUCAUGGCUUUGUAUUCCAUGAUUUAGUUUUUCACUACAACUUUACUGUACACAGUUAACUCUCUUCCAGGUGAUAUGCAAUUCUUAUAUUGGGAUAUAGUUAUUAUUAUUCCUCUUGCUUUCUUAAUGGGUUUAACUGAUUCCUAUCCUUCUUUGUCCAAGUAAGUUCCUGGUUCUAACCUUGUUUCUUUCCCUGUUCUCAUUUCAGUAAUUGGCAUGACUUUACUAAAUGGAGGAUUCCAAGUCAUUAUGUUCUUUGUCUUAAGAGCCUAAAGCUGGUAUAUGUCUGUUCAAGAUGCUCAUGAUUACUUAGAUGAUCUUGAUAAUGAAGAUGCAAGAAAAAGUUGCUAUGAAUCUACAACUCUAUUUUUCUUCACAAAUUUCUAGUAUAUCUCUACUUGCAUUGCCUUUUCUAUUGGUAAACCAUUCAAAAAAGAAUUCUUCACAAAUAAAUGGUUCACUAUAACUUUAGUCUUUAUUACUUUACUUUCCUUUUACGUAUAGCUUAUUCCAGAUAGCUUUACUCGCAGUUUCUUAAACAUAUUUGAAGAAGUUAAAUUAGAAAAUUAACCAGCUUAAUCCGAAAUGCCUUUUAACUUUUUGCUUGUUAUUCUAGGAAUUUCAAUUGCUAGUGCAAUCGUUAACAUUCUUUUUGAAAAGUUCGUAGUUAGAAAGAUAUCUUUAGUUGUUAAGAAAAAGAAAGAAUAAAAAACAAAUUUCAGCAUUAUCGUUCCUCAUAACAAAAUAGAAACAUGA